AUGUCUCGCCGCAAGAUUCGUAACGCCGCAGAAGAUACCCUCACUCCUCCUGACACCUUGGCACCGGGUCAACUGAUUGCACGCGUGGUCAAGGCUCAUGGCAAAGAUCUGUACACUGUCCAAACAGCAGACUCAUCCGAACUCCUUGCCGAACUCGAAGCUCGAUUUCGAGGGACAAUCUUUGUCAGACGUGGGGGCUAUGUCCUUGUCGACACCACAACCACGGCUUCCCGUGAAAACAAGAUUCAAGGAGAAAUCGUGAACAUCGUCCGAGACGAGAAAGCAUGGAGGAAACAGCCCUUCUGGCCACAAGAAUUCGUCAAGAAGCCGGCAGCAGGGGACAGCGACGAGGAGGACUCACUGGUAGGCAAGAUGCCGCCAUCUGACGACGAGGAGGAUUGA
Messenger RNA from Cladophialophora yegresii CBS 114405, 402 nucleotides. RefSeq lists its product as uncharacterized. Gene Ontology annotation, biological process: translational initiation. The record is from RefSeq and is a predicted model, not a curated record. Gene Ontology annotation, cellular component: nucleus. Gene Ontology annotation, molecular function: RNA binding; translation initiation factor activity. Lineage: Eukaryota; Fungi; Ascomycota; Eurotiomycetes; Chaetothyriales; Herpotrichiellaceae. The coding region runs from base 1 to 402 and encodes 133 amino acids. The transcript has a single exon.